UCCCUCUGAUCAGCGAAGAAGCUGAUUGAUCCGUACUUCUUCGGCUCACGUCGCUGACCUGAAUGUUGCAAGAGAAGAUGUUCCACGGCCCUGAAGGCAACUCAGCACCAAACUGUAGACUGACAAAGUUGGCAGAGGCACUUAUUUCAUUUUGUUUUUUCACCCCCCCCCCCUCAGAUCAGGGGCAGAGCUGCUGUGUGUCCAUCACCUCAUGAACAGCCGGUCACGCCUCCGCCCGUCCAAUGAGUUGGUUACAGUACGUGACUGCAAGUUGAUGAACAAAUGUCUCCCUCUCUCCUCCUGAUCGCUCCUCUCGCGUCUGCUCCGUUUGAAGACAAGGGCCUUUUUGUGCGAGGAGGGAAAUCAUAGGACUCACAUGGUCUGGAGGAGAGAAAGUGAGUGAUCAGAGCGAAGGACCGGGGGGACGUUCAGAGGGAGAAGACGAGCAGGCAGAGGAGCGGAGCCAGGUCGUCCUGAGCUGGACACGGACUCUCAGAACUUGGACGACAGUGAAUUGGAUCGGAGCCAGGCCGGUCUUAAAACAUGGAAAAUGGGAAGACGGAAAACAUGGUGGAGGGUGUGUCGGAAGAUAAAGACGAACACGUGGAGGAGGGGAACCUGGAGAUCGCGCAGCUGCAGGGCCUGGUGGCCGAGCUGCGCGAGGGGCUCCACGCCGCUCUGACGGAGCUGCGCGAGCUGCGUCAGAGGGACCGCGGCCUGGAGGAGAAGCUCCGGACGCGUCAGACCGACGUGGACGACAAGAUAAUGGGCCUCAAGAACUCGCUGAACACCGUCAAGGAAGAGUUGAAUGUGGCUUUGUUCCACGUCCGGGACGUUUCCGGCAAACAGAGGGAGAUUCAGAGGAAGAUAGAACUGCUGCAGACGGAAAACACCCACGACACCAUCUCCCUUCCUCACAGCAGGAAGAACUCCAAGGCGGACGUGCCAGCGGCGCCAGGGGACGACCACGUCUGUGUGCCCAGCCAAUCAGAGCUCAGCGUUAUUCAGCACUUCUUUUCCAGCCUGCCACACGGUGGGUCGACGCAGAGGAGCUUCACUUCGACACAUGCUCCCUCCACCUUUGAGCAGGAGGCUCAGCCGCCGCCGCAGCAGCAGAGAGGUUGUCCGGCGUGGGGAGAGAGGAAGACGAGCAGAGACGACACAGAAUCCCUCUGCAGUCAGACCGAACCCAAUAAGAGGCAGAGAGCGGCUCUGGAGCUGCUGGAGUCGGAGCGAGUUUAUGUCUCCCACUUGUCUCUGCUGCUGAAGGCCAACAUCUCCUUCAACGGGUCGGAGGCACUCGCCCCAAAAGACAAGCGUCCGUUCCCCAGCUCCCUGCGGUUCCUGAUCCAGCAGCAUCUGGAGCUGCUCCACACGCUGCAGGAGCGUGUGCUCAAGUGCCAGUGGCAAGGCAUCAUGGGGGAUGUGUUCAUGAGGCUGACCAGCAAAGAGAGCGACUUCUUGGACUUUUACGUUUCCUACCUGAAGGAGCUUCCCGACUGUCUGUCAGUCGUCACCAUGCUCGCCUCCAGCUCCAUGAAAUCUUCCGCUCUCCUGGAGAGCGACAUCAUGGGCGACGAAUCCAAACCCUCCCUCCACACCCUGCUCCUCCAGCCGGUGCAGAGGAUCCCAGAGUACCUGCUGCUGCUGCAGGGGCUGCUGAGGCAGACGGAGGCGGAGCACCCCGACUACUACCUGCUGCUGGUUUGCAUCCAGCAGUUCAGGAGCUUCACAGCUCAGUACCACCACCUCCUCCAGCACAACCAGGAGCUUCUGCUGCACAACCGCACGGAGGUGAAGAGGUCGACCAUGAAACAGCUGUUAAUGACAGUAGAGAGUGGAAUCAAGUCCAACAACAUUGGCUCACCGUAUCCUUGCAGCGGUGCCAUGAUGGAACAUGCGAACCAGGUGAAGCGCAGCAAACAGCGGCUCCUGGAGCAGAUGCAGUCUCACCGCUUCCAGGACUGGGAGCGGGACCGGGAUCCCGAAGGGCACUGUUACGACUCGGACUGGCCCCCGCAGCUCCCGUUCUUCAGCCCCGACCUGGACCCCCGGAGCCACAAGCCAACAGGUCUUGGCAUUAUCCCUGAGCGAGAGCCGUCUGACAGGUCCAUGUCGUGCCAGCACCAUCUUCCCUCCAGACCUGCAGACUUCCGCCAGGUUCAACCGGGCUCCGCACUGGCCGACGCUCUCGGAGAGUUCCUCCUCCCCCCGGACCCCCCGGGGAUGGAGAGUCUCUAUGAGGAGGAGGGAGGCUCCCUUCACGACGUCUCCGUGUUCGACCGCUGCUCGUCCGCCUCGUCGGACUCCUCCAUCGACAUUGCCUUCGUGAAGUGCCCCAAAGCCCCGUCGGCAUCCCAUCACGCCAUGGCGGCGAACGUGUCCUCGACCCGCGACGUCUUUGGCAACGGCGGAAGCCCAGGCAAAGGUUACGGCAAGCUGCCCAGCCGAGGGUGCGUGUCCCCGGACGAUGCUGUGCUGACGCGCCGCCAUCAGCAUCGUCCCCUCCAAGCCAGCCAGCGUAAGAGCAAGUCCUUGAACGGCCUCCAGAUGGACACGGUGAGCGGUAUGGACGGUGGACCUCUGUCAGACCACCUCCAAAGAGUUGGACUGGGCAGCCAUGCGAAGCUGGAGCGCCAGGGCAGCAAGGGCAGCAAAGGGUGUCCAACUCCGUCCCGUAAGGUCCACAGCCCCCUGGGAAACAGGGCGGACGCAGACAAACCGAGCGACGAUCUCCAUGGGCUGCUCAGCAUUGACCAAUCAUGGGGGGAUGAGACGAAGUGGAGGGGCGGGACAGAGGAGAACAACCACUCAGCCUUCAGCGAGAGGAGUCGGAAGCAGGACAAAGGAGGCUUCAGGAGCUCGUUCAAGAAACUCUUCAAGAAGAAGAGCGGCGAUGAGAAGAAAGACAAGGCAGGUGAGAAAACACCAGAAAACCAAAACGGCGGCGAACACGACACGCCGGGGAAGAACCCCAGACUGGUGCAUCUGGAGAUCAACCGCGGCACAGCUGUAUGAACGCCACUACAUCCGGCACGGAGACGCCCUGUGUGUGUGCUGCAUGCGUGUUCAAGCACACACAGGCUGCAACUGCUGUAUAAAUGUUGUACAGAUAUAUAAUCCAUUUGGCUGACCAGCAUUUGCUGUAAACAUUUCAAAGUAUAAAUCAAAAAAAACAAAACGUCCUGACUCUGCCUGCAGGGACAGUAUUUGACGUGGUUGUACAGUUGGAUGCCUUUUAUUUUUGUUUUGAUCAAAGCAGUCGCUUGUAUUUUUGCUCGUUUGCGGAGUUAUUUCAUGAAUCUUUCGAGGACGGUAUCACUUGCCAACACCGGAGUGACACAGGAAGAUUAAAUUUCAAAACUUUGAUUGAAUUUGACUGAAAAACCAACUUUUUUUGGGACAGUUUAAAUGAAUUGGUGGCUCCAUACUUGACCACUAGAGGGUGUUGUUUAACGCUUUACAUGUCCAUACUUCCUAUAUUGUAAAUAUCUCUGCUCUACCUCCACUUCCUGAAGUUUUUCAGAUGACUAACACUGUUUUCCUAAUUUUUUUUCUCAAGCUGUCUCAUUUGCAUACCCAGCUUUCAAAUCUGCGCAAACCUACUUGCUAGCAUUUUGUGCGCAAAGCAUAUUGGAGAACAACCAUCAUUGUAUAUCCUUUCGAUGAUAGACCAUUAUGUUUAAAGAAUCAAUAGAAUUAAAGAAUGAAUGAUUAAA
Scophthalmus maximus (turbot) is the source of this 3719-nucleotide messenger RNA. RefSeq names its product Rho guanine nucleotide exchange factor (GEF) 33 (gene arhgef33). Lineage: Eukaryota; Metazoa; Chordata; Actinopteri; Pleuronectiformes; Scophthalmidae. Gene Ontology annotation, molecular function: guanyl-nucleotide exchange factor activity. The transcript has 17 exons. The record is from RefSeq and is a predicted model, not a curated record. Bases 544 to 3018 code for a protein of 824 amino acids.